AUGUUGAACAUUUCAGCCGAGCGCUUUUCCCCAAAGCGCCUCUCUCCCAGUCGCAUCAAGGCUAGGAUCGAGCCUCAACUGCACUUGCAAGUCCCCAUGGAGAAAGGGGUGUACAAAGAUCCGCGUUGGUCCAACCCGGACUUGGAUCCCAUCAAGCCAGAGGAUCGCACAUGGGGUGCGUUGGACUACUGGGCGUACUGGUGCAGCGAUCUACUCGCACCACCUCUAGCAUCCACCAUCUCCGCCGUCAUGAGUCUGGGCUUCACCGCCCGUCAGACAAUCCCCAUCACGUUCUGCGGCUUCCUCUUGUGCUCGGGUGCUCUGACAUUGACGGGAAAGAUUGGUGCCACAUAUCAUAUCCCUUUUCCCGUUCUGGUCCGUUCCAUCUUCGGCAUGUACGGCAGCUACCCAGUCAUUGUGCUUCGCGCUUUCGUCGCUGCCAUGUGGACGGCAUUGCUUUGUGUUCAAGCAGGAGACUUCCUGAACAACUGCAUCACUGCCAUUUGGCCGAGUUUUGCAAACUUUCCCAACCAUCUUCCAGAAAGUGGGGGUAUAACUUCGGCCUCACUCUUGUGCUUUAUGCUGUACUGGAUCUUCCAGACCAUCUUGGCCUGUAUGCCGAUCAGAAAGUUGCGUCUUCUGUUCCUCAUCAAGGGGAUAGUCGUUCCUCCCACGUUUGCAGCGCUCUUCCUCUGGGGUGCCAUUGUCACUCAUGGUGGUGGUCCGCUUGUCACCGGUCCAUCAAAAAUGACCAGUCCAUACAUGAACACCGCCUUCUCAGCUUUGACAGCCUUGAACAGCAUCAUCGGCCUCUUCUCAUCAAUGGCCGUGAACUUCGCCGAUUUCAGCCGUUUCAGCAAGAAUAACCUCGCCGGUUACAACCAAGUGUUUGCUCUUCCGAUCAUUGGGACUCUGGGCGCCCUCUGUCCAAUCUUUGUCACCGCAGCACACAGUUACCAACAUGGAACAUUCCAGUGGUAUAUGCCGGCCGUCAUCGCACAAUUCGACUCCCGUGCCGCGAAGUUCUUCACGGCCUUCAGCUUCAUCCUUGCGACCAUUGGGAACCAGGUUGCAGCUGGGACAUACCCCUUUUCGAACGAUGUCUCGGGUCUCUGCCCCAAGUAUAUCAACAUCUUCCGAGCGACCUUGAUUAUCUCCGUCUUCUGUGUCGUCUCGAACCCAUGGCAGAUCAUCAAGAACGCCAGCGGACUACUCGCCUUUCUUUCAGGCUAUAGUAUGUUCAUGGGAGCAAUCUGCGGCGUGGUAUGCUGUCACUAUUAUAUCAUCGUGAAGAAGAAGCUGAACAUCCACGAAAUGUACAACGGAGACGGCAUCUACCGGUACAACAAGAUCGGCGUGAACUGGAGAGCAUUCUUUGCCUUCUUUGUCGCCAUUGCUCCCUUGGUACCAGGCUUUGCAAAAAGCAUCAACAACAACCUCAACUUGGGCAAAGUGUGGCAGGUGUAUACUUUCUCCUGCCUCUAUGGCUUCACUGUGUCAGGACUGGUAUACUGGGUCACCUGCACAUAUGUGUCAGGUCUCGGAUCCGCCAUGAUCGACGAAGCAGUGUAUCCGCCAUCCACGCCACGGGGUGGAGAUUUGGAAGUCCAGAGUGCAGCUUCUGAGCAAGAUGUAUAUGGAGAGAAGGUUGGAGGUGUCGAGGUCGCUGUUGGAGCCAAGGAGUUGAAUGUCUGA
Molecule: messenger RNA, 1695 nt
Organism: Exophiala viscosa
Lineage: Eukaryota; Fungi; Ascomycota; Eurotiomycetes; Chaetothyriales; Herpotrichiellaceae
Product: permease for cytosine/purines, uracil, thiamine, allantoin-domain-containing protein
Exons: 6
Coding region: 1-1695 (564 amino acids)
Biological process (GO): nucleobase transport; transmembrane transport
Cellular component (GO): plasma membrane
Molecular function (GO): nucleobase transmembrane transporter activity
Source: RefSeq, a predicted model, not a curated record